CAGACUCACAUUCAACCCUCAUUUUCUUCUGCAAGGAAGCUAACUGAUAGCACCACUGCAUUCCAUCAUGCAAUGGCAACCACCUUCGGCCCCACGUGGCCCAUCAAAGCCCGAAUUGCAGCCGAUCCUCAGGCCUGAUCGGGUCAUACAGGAGGAUGGACUUGCUCAUAUAAAGGCGGCGACCUGGUCACCAGAAAGACCACGUCGUCCCUGGGUGCGCACGACUCUCAUCACGGUGCUACUGUCCAUCAUGAGCAUCAUUUCGUUGCUCGCGUUCUUCUCUCUGGGUCUGGGUAUAAACGGCCUUCCCCAUGCCCGUUUAUCAAGCCCUUCAUACGGCAAGCCGGUAAAUCCUAUUAAGGACACUCCGAUUAAGAACGUGGUAUGUUUCGAUUUCUAUCAAUUGCUGAAUGGUUACCCCUCCCGGCCUUCAGUACUAAGUAACACUAUAGGUGGUACUGGUCGAGGAGAACCUGAGUUUUGACGUGUUUGCCGGUGGCUUGACAUACAACUCCAACAUCGAUGGGUUGGUCAACCGCGAGUACUGCAACCCGUCAAAUGCUUCAGAUCCAUUCUCAGAGAAGGUUUGCGCCAAACCGAUCGCGAAGAAUGUGGCUCCCGAUGAUCCGGACCACAGCAUUACUGGUGGUAACCAGCAGGUGUAUAGCACCUACCACCCCAGCGCGAAGAAUGACAUGCCUGGCAUGCAGGGCUUCGUAACAGAGCAGAUUGUCUCUUACGGACUCGGCUCCGAUUUGAGUCGCGCUGCAGAGGUCAUUAACUACUACACGCCGGAACACGUGCCGGUUUUCAAUGCUAUGGCCGAGAACUUUGUGCUCUUUGACCGCUGGUUCGCAUCGGUUCCGGGACCGACCAACCCCAACCGUGCGUACCUCACUUCUGGCACCUCGCACGGCCACGGUCAAAAUGACCACGACUUCGAUGUCUCCAACUUGCCUCAGGUGUCUAUCUUCGAGCAGCUCUCGGCCGCCGGCAUUAGCUGGAUCAACUACUCCAACACUACUGGUUUCCUUCCGGAUUCUUUGUUCUACCAGUGGACCGCCAAUAGUGGCAAGGGCACCACCAACGUGAAGCCUAUUGACCAGUUCUUCAACGAUGCUAAAGCCGGUACGCUACCUCAGUUUACCUGGAUUAACCCAGAAUGCUGCUCGUAUAUGUCUUUCCACCCGCCCUCUCCAAUCAAUAUGGGCGAGGGCUUCAUUAAGAGCAUCUACGAGGCGUUACGCUCUUCCCCGCAGUGGAAUGAGACGCUUUUCAUCCUGACAUUUGACGAGCACGGUGGUUUUGCCGACCAUGUGUCUCCUCCUGAGAACGUGCCGGCUGGCGAUAACCUGACGUACACCGAAACGGCCAAGGACGGCCAAGAGGCUACCUUCCAUUUCGACCGUUUGGGUAUCCGAGUGCCUACCAUUUUGAUGUCUCCAUGGGUGGGCAAAGGCCUGGUUCAGAAUAGCCCGACUGACCAGCCUAACGAAUUCACCCACACCUCUAUCCUCAAGUAUGUGGCUGAGCUCUGGAACCUGGACAUCCUCACUCCUCGCGUCGACUGGUCUCCCAGCUUCCGAGGUCUGAUCACCAACAAUUUCCGUGAGACGCCGGAGAAACUACCUGAGCCGGCUGAUUUUUAAGGAUGAAUCUGUACAGUCUAGACCCGAUGUCUAGAAAAACAUAUGACCAUGAUGACGAUAUAAUUAUGACAAUAACCGUUUCAAUUAAAUGAGUCCAGGCAACAACGAAGAAUUUGCCUUUAUGAAAAUUCUCUAUUCCCUUCUUAGGAAUAUUACAUCAGUAGGUCUUGUAAGGUUGGUUGGCUCAGCCUCCACUACUUUGAGGUCUAGUCAGGGGGGGGGCCGGGUAUAUACUCUUCCGCAACUUAGAAUAUAAUGUUUGGUACUUGUUAAUUGUCCUGAACAUCCGUUACUCAAAUGUAGAACGGCUUUUGUUGCCAGUCCAUAAUCGGUUGCCCUGUGGAGUAUUUGGCAGCCGCUCAGCGUUUUCCGCCUAGAGAUAGGUCUUGUUGUAGGUAUAAGAUGCUACGAGGUGAAGUUGUUGGUAUCUGAUGCUCGGAGAUAAAAAAAAAUAAAGAUAAAUAAACGCAGCACGUUAGGUAAGGUCUUAAUCCAAUUUGCCCCUGAUCAGCAAUUGGUA
Aspergillus pseudotamarii is the source of this 2169-nucleotide messenger RNA. RefSeq names its product phosphoesterase. The record is from RefSeq and is a predicted model, not a curated record. The transcript has a single exon. Gene Ontology annotation, molecular function: hydrolase activity, acting on ester bonds. Gene Ontology annotation, biological process: phospholipid catabolic process. Lineage: Eukaryota; Fungi; Ascomycota; Eurotiomycetes; Eurotiales; Aspergillaceae. The annotation marks the transcript as partial.